GGUCCGGUCAGCCCAGGAUGGGCCAUCACAGGAGAAACCGUCCUUGACGAGGGAUCGAUGAACGACUCGGAAGAACCGGGCGUUGAUCAUGGUGACACUUCUAUGAGAGGCGAGAUACGCUUUGACGAAGCUGGCGACGCUACGACCGAAGACGAAGGAGAUGUUGUGAUCGAAGGCGAUGCGAAAAGACAUGGGGCGGAUGAAGACAGUGCGGUCAACGAAAAGCAAGUUGUCAUAACAGGCCACAUUAGCCCGCUGAGUUGGAGGCCAGGUCGGAAGUCGAAGUAGGAGUGGAAGUGGGCAUGAGACACCAGCACGAGAUGGCAUCAAGGGCCGUGACGAAGAUAGCACAAACUUUGUGGCGAACGACAACGUUCAGAGAGAAGUACUUAGCGUGGGAUCUGUGGCGCUGGCCCUAACCCCACAGAAGCUGCCUAUGCUCCCAAUAGUCGAAACCACUGUUCCUACACCUCAGUUUGCGAUCGGACGGCCUGUAGAUACCAUCUCAGAUAGAUGAAGUGCAAUAAAUAGGAUAUAUUAAGCAAAGCGCCGGAAAACGUCAGGCGAAGAUACUGCCACCUAUGAAUACAAUCCGUUACCAGCCUGAGUGACCUUCGUGAUUGUUACACAAGUUCAACAAGCCUAAGAUCUGGCAAAGAGAAAGAAGCCGUAGGAGCAGAGGGUCAUCCGCGGAGCAUAGAAAAUGCAGCAAACCACCCAUCGGUAUCGGCGUCGACAACAGCAGCAGCUCUGCGUUGUAGAUCACUAGGUAUGCCGGCGGUGGCCCAAUAGCUGGCAAUCCUGCGCCCGCACGAUCGACGUUGCGGUGAAAAUUU
Messenger RNA from Phanerochaete carnosa HHB-10118-sp, 836 nucleotides. RefSeq lists its product as uncharacterized. NCBI's taxonomy places the organism in Eukaryota, Fungi, Basidiomycota, Agaricomycetes, Polyporales, Phanerochaetaceae. The record is from RefSeq and is a predicted model, not a curated record. The coding region runs from base 58 to 288 and encodes 76 amino acids. The transcript has a single exon.